This is a messenger RNA of Raphanus sativus (radish), 969 nucleotides long. RefSeq lists its product as uncharacterized. The coding region runs from base 111 to 665 and encodes 184 amino acids. The transcript is spliced from 2 exons. The record is from RefSeq and is a predicted model, not a curated record. Lineage: Eukaryota; Viridiplantae; Streptophyta; Magnoliopsida; Brassicales; Brassicaceae.
CGAAUAUUUUUUGUACCCGUUUCAGUUGCACACACGUGAGUCACGUGACUUUCAUCCCGCCCCUGUCUCUACUCUCUCUCUCUAAGCUGAUCUUCAUCCUCUCUCUAAAAAUGUCCCGUCAGCUGUCAAAAACCCUAAUUCCCCACGGGAGAUUCUCCCUCCGUCGCUUCAACGAGCCGACGUCGCCGCCGAACAUCGUCUGUUUCAGCCGCCGUCCCUAUUCCUCCGAGCCGCAUGUCAUCGAGAUCGACCUCGAUUCUUCCUCCUCUAAAGCCGAGGCCGAAGCCGCGGUCCUCAAGAACCUGAACGAGUUCGUUCGAGGGAUCUUCGUUGAGAAUCUGACUCCUGACUGGCUCCCUUUCGCCCCCGGCUCCUCCUUCUGGGUCCCGCCGCAUCAGAACACGGCCGUGAAGAUCGCGAGUUUGGUCGUUGACAAGGUGACGAAUCCGUUGACGGAGGAGGAAGCUUUCUCUCUGUUUUCUCCUUAUGGCUCGCCUUGUUCCUCUUUCUACAACCCUCUAGAUGAUGGUUCUUCAUCUACACAAGAGGAAGUAGAAGGUAGCAUGGAGUUGAGCAUCACGGGGAACGAGGUGCUGGAAGUCAAGCUAGAGUCUUUUCCACAUCCUUUUUACUCUUCUAACCAUGGAGGAGACGAUGAGGAGUGAUCUUACAUGUUCAGCUGCUCGCGAUUAAGUCCAUUCCUGAUGCCGUUGGUUUGCAUAUACGGGGGCUUGGGAAAAAAAACAGAUGAUUCCUGAGACUGAUGACGAGGUUGUAUGUGUACAGUUUGCAAACCAUCCAUCGAGGGGUUAUAUGAUGUUUGGUUGGCCAUCUUAACGCCUUUGUUGACUAUAUUUAAUAAAGUCUUUUAUUUAUUAUUAAGCUUGGUGGGAGCUGCUUGCUUCUUAUCCACUUUCUGAGCCAGAGUUCAUCAUCGUAGUAUUGUUAACCAUUAAAAUCAAUGCUAGU